Pisolithus orientalis is the source of this 3733-nucleotide messenger RNA. RefSeq lists its product as uncharacterized. NCBI's taxonomy places the organism in Eukaryota, Fungi, Basidiomycota, Agaricomycetes, Boletales, Pisolithaceae. The record is from RefSeq and is a predicted model, not a curated record. The coding region runs from base 267 to 3554 and encodes 1095 amino acids. Gene Ontology annotation, molecular function: phosphatidylinositol binding. The transcript is spliced from 9 exons.
ACUCGAGACCUUCAACGAGGCCUCGAAAGCAUGCUCAGAGUGUUGGAGCGUCGCAGGCACUUGGAGAGGCAUGGAGGAUUGUCGGCAUGGCGUCAAAGAAGUCGCUGGUAAGCUCAAAAAGCUCUUGGACGAGCCAAACAGGAGGACGUACAAGGGUCAUAAAGUGUAUACACCCAACAGUGCAUGACGACAUUACUGCAGCCCCUGUAAAUACUCUGUACAUUUAGCGACAUUAUCGCACAGCCACAGUCAUUUCCCUCUACUCCAUGUCCUCCUCGUCACGGCCUGCCCGUCCAACCCGCCCGGUGCCAGCAACGCCAGAAACCAAGAAAGACGUCGUUCAGGAAGACGGACCCACCACCCUUACGCCCAUCCGGGCCCACUACCUCAAGAAAUCCCUCAUCCAACUCCAGCUACGCAAGGAACUCGAUGACAUCACCAAUGCACCAGCCGACAACGCGUCCACCCUCGCCUACCUCGGUCCACCCUUUUCGCCGCCGCAAAAGUCUGUUCAGAAACUCGAUCUUCCGUUCCUCAGAUACAUAUUCAGACAUUUCGUGCUCACAUUCCCGUUCAUGGCCGCGGCACCCAAGGAUUUUUACUCUGAUAAACUACAGCCAUUCGUAGCUAGCGUUUUUGCUAGAAAUCUUUCUCCAACUAUUCUCAUCGAAGACGCAGACGAUGACGAGACCAUCGAGGCCACCCGCCUCAAGAUCCUAGCGAAGGUCGAGCGCAACCUUGCCAUGUUGUUCAGCUCAGGCACCAAACUCGUAGAGCCGGAGCAAGUCGUCAGACUAUCACAGUCGGACCUGGACAGAAUAGAAAGCCUCAUGAAGAACAGACGAAAGAAACGAAGGGAUGUCUUCGACGUCAACAUUGUCUGCAUUCGCACCGUCACCGACAAGGGCCGGGUUAGGAAUCGUGUGCACGAAGAAUUCAUCAUCCGCACUCGUCUGUCCAAAGACAGAGAGGUCUGCGUCUCCCGCCGAUACGGUGACUUCAAGACGCUUGCAGAUGAGUUGUGCAAAGCUCACCAAGACGAACUCGUCCCGCCUCCUCCGGCUAAAGACCGUACUGCCGUCGACGUAUCCUCCCCGACGCUGGCCCAGUCACCCUCUCAGAGUACAUUCAACCUCUCUCAAGACUCUUUCUCGCAGCCGUCUCAUAUACCUGGCGCUCACUACAGUAACUCAAGGCAAUACGGCCCGUUUCAAUCGCAACCUCCUGAGCGUCUUUCACGCGAGAAGAAUCGCCUUACCCUCCGUGGCUAUCUCCACACUCUGCUCGCCAACCCUACCUUUGCCUCCUCGCCCGUCCUCCGCUCGUUCCUUCUCAGCGGUCCCACCAGACUCACGCCGGCAGAACAGGAGGACGCGCGACGCCGCGAAGACGCCGACCAUGUCAGAGACGAAGGCCGCAGACGUUUCGCACACGAGAUAAGUGUCCGCAUCGAUGGUUUGCGUGAAUCUGUCCGCAGCGUCAAGGGAGAGAUCAUCGGAAAGGAUGGCCUCAUGCAGGUCUUUGCCAUCAUCAAGGUUACCCCAAGUAUCGAGCAGUUGCCCAAAAACUAUCAGGCUGUAAUUGAGUGGGCUAGGAUAUCCCUUGCUUCAACGUUAUUUCAGACAUACGUGGCAUCCGACAACUCUUCCGAGACGUUUGCGAGUCUCAAGCGCACACAUGGUCUCAUGCCCUACUUCGUCCUCAAGGCAGCCUUAAAGAUCAGCAACCCUGUCGGGAUGAUACGGACUGUCUUGGAUAUUUUCCUCGCCCAACCUUUUGGCGGUCGAAGUCUGCUGCAACGGCUAUUUACUUCCUCCCUUUCCGAAGAAGUCAAAUCCCUCUCGACCUACAUCCAACACGUGUCUGAGAAGGUUGGCGACCCCGUAUUAUGCAACAAGGUUCGUGCGUUCGUCUACGCGCCUCGUGAGGUACAGGAUUUCUAUCGCGCCUCGGCGGUCGCCGAUAACGUCCAUCUCUUGCGUGCCAUUAUGCAUGGAAGAGAGGAGCCUAUGUUGAGUCGCGUGCAACUCGCGCGGAUUGGGCAGGCUGGACGCAAGUGGGAGGCAUGGGAACGAGAGAGGAAGAAGAGGGGCGAGGAUAGCGAUGACGAGGGUCCAUCGGACGAGGAGGUGUGGUUAUUUGAGGACCUGAAGACGCUGGUGAGAUUAUAUUCGAGGCUCAGAGAUCGGGAGCAGUUGAUCGCGCUCAUUUUCGAGGGCGUGACGGCGGACUUGCUGAAAGAUAUCAUCACCAUCUUCUAUGCGCCGCUUGCACAGGUUUAUCGGGCGGCCAGCAUUGCUGAUUCAUUGGGGGAUCUCCAGAACUUCAUUAAUGACCUCAUCCGGACAGUAGAACAAACCGAAGAUCUUUCCCAAACGGACCCAACACAAACCGUUCAAGCCUUUGUCGACCUCGUGAACAGACAUGAACAAGCUUUCUACACCUUCGUACACAAUGUACACUCCAAAGGCGCAGGACUUUUUGACGGCCUCAUGCGUUGGAUCGAGCGGUUCCUUACCGUCGCACGGGAUGGUGUGGGUUCGGGCACGGAAAUCGAAGGGGCGGCACAUAAGAUUUCAUUGGAGACAUUGUUACCUGCAAGAGACGAAGAGAGAGCCGCAAUACUAGAAGAGGUGGAUAGGGUGGCACGAUAUCACUACGCGCUGAAAGUGGUACACGAGGAACGUGUGCGCAGACAGUUUUGGCGCUCGCGGGCUGGAGGUGAGAGGGGUAGUGGUGACGACGCCGAUGCUGCCACUGCUAAGGAGGCGGAGGCCUUUGUGCAUAGUGUUGCCAGGGAGAUUGGUAUCGGUGAGUUCACAAGAGGAAACGAGAACGAGCUCUUCGCGGAGGCGGAUGGAGAGGACGACGGUGAAGAUGAUGAAGAGGACGAGGAUGAUGAGUCAGAAGACGUAACAGACGACGAGGAUAGCAGUGAUUUCGGAACAGACAGCGAAGAGGAUGAAGAAGCAUCAGAGGAGUUGCUCCCCUCCAAGCAGUCCUUUCCUGAUCCAAUUGCUCCUUCCAAAGCGCUCGCUCAUCCAGGGUGCUCAUGGCCGGUAAAUGUUUCACCCAUGCACGCCAGGAAGAAUACCCAACCGUUUGCGUCUCACGCGCCCUCGCCUCAGGAAGUUCGCCAACGUACUUUUUCACUUCGGAACGCAAGGUCGAUGAGCUUCGUUAGGGAUAAAGAUCGAGGUUCGCGGAGCUCCAAGGAAAGCAGCGCACUCCCACCGGUCCCGCCGCUGCCCCCACAGUUUGACAAACCACUGCCGCCGCGUCCGCCGGGCCCCCUGGCGCCUUCUUCGCCUAGUCCGCCUAUACCCAGGAGACGAUCGUCAUCACAGCUAUCGGUCAACGGGCGUACAUCAUCUGUACGCCAGGCCACAUUGGCAUCUCGAUUGCAUGGGCAGUCGGGCUCGAAUUCGCCUGCUCCCCAGAAGGCCAAAAAAAAUGCUCCUGGUGGAUUGCAGCCUCCAGAACUGAAACGUAUUCCCCUUCUAUUACCUGUUUUUGUGGAAAUGGUGCGUCCUUUACUCCGCCCCCAGCAAUGACGCAGCACGCUGUCACUCCGAUUGAGGGCGUUAUAUCAAGACUAGAUCAAUACAAAGAGCUGCCUGUAUAUCUAUUUUAGCCUCAUGGAGAUAUCGUGCACUAAACUUGUUAAUACGUUAGGGUAUAGCUUAGUCAAAUGUAUCUCUACAGUGUAUUUCCUGACAAUUUUCGGGAAUCU